Leptidea sinapis is the source of this 10383-nucleotide messenger RNA. Its product is annotated as patched domain-containing protein 3-like. Bases 252 to 3068 code for a protein of 938 amino acids. Gene Ontology annotation, cellular component: membrane. NCBI's taxonomy places the organism in Eukaryota, Metazoa, Arthropoda, Insecta, Lepidoptera, Pieridae. The transcript has a single exon. The record is from RefSeq and is a predicted model, not a curated record.
UUGGCGCGUCAGUCGGCAGGCACUGGCAGUCGCUUCAGAGCCGCGCGGUGUGUGGUGUGUUAUGUCUCCUAGAUCGUUGUGUUAUUAUGUUACGCUACCAAAGCCGUGAAUUUUUAUCAGACAUUAACUUCUGCAAGAUCUAGGCCAGAUUGUUAUCAGUAAACUAAAGUGAAAAAGAUCGUACGAAUUUAAAUGUGAACUGUAUGGUUUUAACCGAGUACUAUUUUUCAAAGUAAAUACUAUCAUCACCUAUGCCUACUAAGAAUAAAAUCAAGUCACCACAGCAGCUAUGGGAAAGUUUAUCCUCAGUUUUUGUUGAAUUUGUGGAAAGGAUAUUUUUCUAUUUAGGUGUUUAUGUUGGAAAGCAUCCAUGGAGAGUUAUUGUGACGACAUGGCUCUUUGUUUUGAUAAGCUGUUCGGGACUAUUAACAUUUUACAUAGAAAAGAAUCCUAUGAAGCUAUGGGUUCCACCGGAUUCAGAUUUUUACAAAGACACAAACUGGUAUAUAGAUAAUUUUGGGACAAAUUUCAGGCUUCAGAAUAUUCUUAUCACAGCCGAUAAUGUCCUCGAUUCUAAAGUUCUCAUGGCUAUUAGUAACAUAACAAAUCACAUUAAUUCGCUACAAAUUAAGCAUAAUGAUAAGUCUUACAGACUAAAAGAUUUGUGUUUUGAAGUGCCUGUAGUCAACAUUUUUGGAUCAAAUUGGAAUCCUAGAUCUGAAGAUAAAGAACUGACAAAGGUAAAUACACCAACUAAAAAGGAUUUUUCCGAUCCAACCCUUUGGGUCGAAGAUGAAUUCUAUUGUAGUUUCUUAAAUAACUUCCCUCAAACAUGUUUACAAUACAAUAUCUUAGAUGUAUGGAAUAACAAUCCAGAAGCCAUAAAAAAUGCCACCAAUCGUGAAAUUAUAGCAAAAGUGAAUGAUUUAAAAAUAAAUCCAGCAACUGGUCAUCCGAUAGACUUCACGAAAAUGCUAGGUGGAGUGAAAAGGAAUAAAGAUGGUGUUAUUGUGGCAGCUAAAUCACUGUUAAUUAAUUGGUAUAUGGAUGUGAAUAUGACAGAAGUGAAUUUAAACGAAGUCGGUAACCUAGUGGGCACUGAAGAUUGGGUAUCCGUGCCGCUUGCGUUGUGGGAAGAAGAAUUCCUCAGAGCUGUUAAAAUUAUGGAUUAUGAAGACCUAGGUAUCAAAUUAUAUUAUGAAGCCGGCAGAAGUUUUGCGGAUGUCAGUGGUGAAGCGAUGUUUCAAGAGAUGGAUAAAUUAUUUUUAGGUAUUUUUUUAAUGUUUAUUUAUAUACUAGUAGCCAUUUCUCGGUGUAACUGGUUAGAAAUAAAGUUAACGUUAGGUAGCGUGGGUUUAUUAGGUGUAGGCAUGGCCUAUGUCACUUCUGUCAGUUGGUGUUCGAUUUUAGGGAUUCCUUUCGGACCUGUACAUUCUUCUUUGCCAUUCCUCCUUAUGGGUCUUGGGGUUGAUGAUAUGUUCGUUAUGAACGCCUGUUGGAAAAUAGUAAUGUCGACUGACUCACACAAGAGUACACCAAUUAAAAUAGGCUUAAUGUUAAAGCAUGCCGGUGUAUCCAUUGUUAUUACUUCAUUUACGGAUAUCGUGGCUUUGUUAAUUGGUGCUAUAACAAUUCUACCUUCACUUAAGUCGUUUUGUAUGUAUGCUGCUAUGGGUGUAUUCUUUAUAUUUUGUUACUCUGUCACGUUUUACGUUGCAGUAUUUACAUUGGAUCUUAGAAGGGUCGCGGAGAAACGUAACGGGAUUUUAUUUUGCUACCAACAUACUAAGGAAAUUGCGAUAUCUACUGAAAAAACUUUGUGUGAAAAAAUAUUACAAGGUUUUUAUAAGAAAGUCGUAUUUACAUUGCCAGGUAAAACGGUGGUUCUAUUGUUCACCUUAAUAAUUACAGGUGUAAGCGUGGAGUCUCUACUAAGAUUAGAACAAAGAUUCGACCCAAAGUGGUUUAUACCAAGUGAUACUUAUUAUAAAGAUUUUCUUAAUGCACAUUCCUUAUAUUAUCCUGAAGACGGUUACUCGGCGAUGAUAUUUUUGGGUAAAAUAGAUUAUAAUACCGAUUUUGAAAAUGUGUACGAAAUGGUACAAAAACUGCGUAACGAAACAUAUAUCACAGAUGUUUUAACAUGGAUUGAACAUUUUGAUGGAUAUGUCUUACAAAAUUAUGGUCAAAAUUUGAAAAAUACUAGUUCAGUUUCAGAUGACGACUUUAAUAAAUAUUUAUCAAGAUUUUUGUUCAGCUCCGUAGGUGGUCGAUUUCAGGUCAAUUUUAAAUUUUCAGAACAAUUAAAUUGCGGGUAUUCCGCUAGUGAGAUAAAUGCUUCGUCCAUGUCUUUUAGAUUUCGAAAAUUUGAUGGUCCCGAACAGUACAUACCGGCAAUGAAUCGGGUUAAAAGUAUUAUCAAAUCUGCGAACAUAACAACGGGCGACGGCUAUCGUUCCGUUUGGUCCAAAGCUUUCGCAAAUUGGGUCACAGAUGAAAUAAUCGCAGUAGAAGUUGAACGAAAUAUCGAGUUGGCCUUGCUUUGUGUGAUGGUGUGCACAAUUAUUUUGAUAACAAACCUACAAAUGUGCUUGUGGAUAUUCAUCUGUGUUCUCCUAACAAUAGUGAACGUAUUAGGUUGCAUGCAACGGUGGGGCAUGACAGUGGAUAUUGUGUGCUGUAUUGGCCUCGAACUUGCCAUUGGUCUGUGUGUGGAUUACGCCGCUCACGUGGGCCACACGUUCUUAACAUUCACACAAGGCUCCCGGAAUGAAAGGGCUUUUAAAACUGUAACGUCGAUAGGCACGGCUGUUUUACUUGGAGGCGGCUCUACCUUAUUGUCUCUAUCACUUCUAAGUAUGUCUAAAGCUUAUACGUUUCAAUCAUUUUUCAAAAUAUUCCUCUUAGUAAUACUGUUUGGACUUUUUAGUGGUUUAUUGUUUUUGCCCGUAGUUCUGUCGCUAAUAGGUCCUGCGGGUCACAAAAAGAGUGACGAGAAUAACGCGAUACCGGAAGCAGUAGAAUUAAAUGGUAGAACAGAUAAAGAGAAACAAAUUAAUGAUAAUUAAAAUAAUUAGCGAAUAAAUUAGGAAUUUAAUAAGUAAUGUGAUAACUAGUGUAUAGGACAGUAUGUGUAUAUAGCUGAAGUGUUCAGGAAACAAAGUUAUAAAAAAUAAUUAAACAGGCUUAAUAGUAGGAAAUAAAUUGUUUUAGUAACUAAUUGUAUAGUUUAUCUUUAAGGUAAUAUAUUAAUUACCUACUUAAUCUAUGCUUUUAUACUUUUAUCAGUUCUUAUAUUGAUUGUACAAUAUUAUAAAUGUAUAUUAUAAGUAAAAGACUGGGAUUUUAGAUUACUUUUCAUCCGAUUAAUUCAUCGGGUUUAUCAGAUUUAAUAAAUAAUGCUGAUUGUCAUAAGCCUCUAUCUAAAACGUGACCUUAUAGACUAAUAACUUUUUUAGCCAAGUUAAUAAUAUCCAAAGUUUAAAAUACCGGGCUCUGAGAUGUGCUCAAACAUUAAAUUAUACCUCUAUUCUUACUUAAGAUUUCUUUCAAUUGGCUUUAGACAAAUAAAAUAGGGGGUGUUUUACUUGGACUAAAAGAAGAGUGCAUGGUAUUUACCCAAAAUAUGAGAUAAAACACAAAAGCAUAUUUAAGUCCAAAGGUAAAGGCACACUUUUUCGAUGUUAUUAUUACACUCAUAGUCUAUAUCUGACUUAACGUUGGCUUUUUCUGUAUAUUCUGUGCAAUGUUUUAAUUACACUUUUAAGCAAUUCUCGUGGCACUAAAUAAGGUUAUUGAAAGACGUCGAUUGAAAUUUUAUAAAACUUUAUGGCCUAAAAAUUGUCAGAUCUAUAGUAAUAUAUUGAUCAAACAUUAAGUGUAGAAGAGUACGGAAUAUUGGCAAUACUAUUCUAUCUUAUUAAGACUCCACGUGUCAUGAGUUAAUCAGUUAAUUCACCAGCGGAAAUAUAAAACUACGGCAUAAUUCGCGUCAAGUUAAGAUCACAGAGAGCACUUAAAACUGUUUAUUAAAUUAUGUUCCAGCGAUAACGUUGUCAUAUAGACACAAAUGAUUUACUAUUUGAAAAAGGUUAAGAUAAUGCGGUCAAAUAAUUGAAUAAGUAGUUAGUAUAUUGUGAAGAGAAUAUAUAAUAUGUAAUAUUAUAUUACAAUUGUGAUGUCAUGAUACAAGUUCUCUAGACUCAGACAUCUGCUUAUUUUGUGGCAUUGUAUGGGUCUUUUGUAAUUACACUUCUCAAUUGGUUCCAUUUUGCGUCCUGUGUUGGUCAGUUACUCCAAACAGCUCAGAUUCUUCUAGAAGUUUGCCACUGUUGUAUAUUUCAGGGUCACAUGAAUCCUUCAGCAGACAUUCUCUGCAUUUAGGGCUUGCCGUUAUGCAGAUUGUGAAAAGGUGCUUGUUUAGUGGCGUGUGACCAGCUGCCCGCUAUAAUACGAAUACCGAGUCUGUUUGAAAGCUGUUGAGGAGACGGUACAAUCUGGGCGAUAGUCCGGGUGUAAUUCUUGUGACUGCCUGCUGCUUGUAAGGUUUAUGUACCCAUCUUACUGUGUAGGUUGUUAGUAAAAGAGUAUAUCCAUGAACGUAUGGGUGAAGGGCAGUGGCAGGAUCGGUACUGGCCCAGCCACCUGAGUUACUGCAUCCCCUAUGUUUAUUAUAAUUAUAGGUCUUAUGACAAAACCAUUAAUCUACCUCUCAACACUAAGUUAAUUAUGGCAAACAGGAAUGUUUUUUGUUUUUUGGUGCAGAUAAAUGAAUAAAAUAAAGACAAAUUAAUUUGAAUACAAAAUUUAUAAACGAUGCGGGUCUCUUGCCGCGACCUCUCGCAUUCCGCGCUAGAAUAAAAUUAAUUUCUGUAAUUAAUCCCAUAAGUGAGGGUUAUGAUUUAAAAAAAAAUUAAUAUAAUAUAUACAUUUAACAUAUUUAUUUUGGACAAGAAUGAUAGUAAAGUUAUCUAUUAUGUGGUUUUUAACAACAGUGAAAGAUUUUAAAAAUAAACAUUGUAAAAUAGUACUAGAUAAGCUAUUCAACCAUUAUGAACCAAGUAAUACAUAAUAGGAUGUUCUUAUAUACUGGGUGGCCGAGAAGUUGACGUCCAAAGCUAAAAUUUGAGUUUGGCUCAUUUUAUUGGCCAAUGUUCUGGGAAGUUUUAGAAGCAAUAGGCUCCUCAUUUUUUUUUUGAUACCUUGAACUUUUUCAUAAAUUUAGCUGGAGCAGUUAUCUUGAACAUACGACUCAAUUCUAAACUAGUUCCGCAUUGUAGUUUCUAAUGUGGUUAUUGCAACUGUAGUUAAUAAUUGUCAUCAAUAAAAUUCACUAAAAGUGUUCAAAAAAAUUAGAAAAAAGUCCUAAACCACAAUUAGGUGAAAAGCGGAUAAAAGGGGAAAAAAAUUAUUAUCUCCUGAACUACGCAAAAUCGUAGAACAUACAUAGGGGUGAUUCGGCAACUCAUCACCUUUCACCUGGUUUUCAAAUUUUAGCUUUGGACGUCAACUUCUCGGCCAUCCUGUAUAUAAAUAUAAACACGUGUAUUAUAUUAUUUUCAAAUAAACAUUAAUAAAAUAAAUACCAAUUACAAUAAUCUAAGAAACAUUUACCUAUAUAUACUUAAACAUUUAACAAAAGUUAUUCUCUUGACGAUAAACUCGUCUUAUUUAGGUCGCAAAUAAUUCAUAUUAUUUUUACCGUAGGGAAUUAGAAUUUAGGAUUUAGAAUAAUUCCGUGAAUUUAUGAAAUAACCAACUCCAUAAUAAUAAAAUACAUCUUUAUUUAAAUUUAAAUAAACAGAUAGAGCCACGCUACCUGACGCUGACAUAAAUAUAAUGUAUGAAACAAUAAUAUUAUGUUAUCAAUAGCUAUGUCAUUAAACUUUUAUCUUAAAAUAAUUAUUUUUAUAACUCAUGAAUGAAUCAAUAAGAACAAUGAGUUGCCAACUUCAUUUCUGCAGCGCGCGGGAUUCCGGAUGGAAUGGAAUAUAAUGAAACGGCUUCCGAGCGAUAACUCAACAAUUGUAGGGCGUUAUUAUGUAUAUUCAAUGAUAAAUGUAUUGAAAGUCCUUUGGAAACAAUGACAUUCUAUACACAUAAAGCGACAUAUCAUUCGCAUUCUGAUAGUGGAACGGCAAUCUUCUCUCCUUAGUCGUGUGUCAACUGUCACUGUCCGAAUUGAGUUCCUAAAUUCAACAUAAGAAAGCUUUUUGUCGUGUUAUUUGUGGCAUGUUCCAGAUUUCGGCUUUGCUUUUGUAUGACGUGAUUUGUCUGUAUGUACCUAUAGGAUGUCAUUGUUUGGAAACGAACACAUAACAAUAUUGUCAAACAUUGUCUUACGUUAUCGCAUAACUGCAGAAUGGGAAACCUGAUUUUAAAGCUGGACUUUUUAUUUACAACCUCAUUAAUGUAAUGUCUAUUAUGUAUAUCAGAAGUUUGUAGUUCAAUACCCCUGUGAUAAUCAAUCAAUAAACCGUUAGCAGCUACUGUCACAUUUACAUAUUAUUAUUAAAAUGCAUUAAUGUUAUUUCUCUUCCAUAAGUACGAUAAGUAUGACAAUGUUUUAGUGUAAGAUUUAAAAACGUUAUAAAUUUUUUAAUGUUAAUAAUUAAAAAUGAUAACACGAGUUAACUUAUCGUUUUAAUGAUACACAAUGUAUUGAGGAAUCCGUGAAUUCGAAGGUUUUCAUAUCUGCGAUAGAUACCUACCGUAAAAUAUAAAAACAAUGUAUCUACCUACUGCCUAGUCUCAAAAUGUAUUUUAUAUUAAAGCUACGUACAUAUGUAAUUAUUUACCUCAUAUUUUUUAAAAAUCAGACACUGUCCUUAUUAAUAUAUAGUAGACAAUUAAUAAUUAUUAAUAACAAUAUAUAGCUGUUACCAUCACCGCUAGAGAUAUUGUUCUUUCUUGCGCUAUUUGUUUAUGUAUACAAUAUUAUAUAGUAAGUCUGUGGCAUCCUCUAAUACUUCAUAAAUCAUUACUUUAAUUUGCCACACUGUCCAUCAAAGCGGUACAUUCUAAAUUCAGUAUAGAAGCGCCCGCGGCUCAUCAAACUUAGCCCCCCAAAAAAAAAUUUUUUAUAUUUUUGAAUUUUCAAUAUCGCAUAUCGUUAGUUCGUAGUUUGUUCUUAAUUGUUCGCUAUAAAUAAUUGUUUGUUCUUCUGUUGUUUAUUUAAAAACAAUUAAUUAAAAAUGGGGGGAAACGCCUACUAUUUGGUUCAGGCACUCGCCGGCCGCUACCGCGGCACGCUACGCUCGGCUCGUGCGUUGUUUUAACUGUUCUAACAUAACCUAACCUAACUUAUUUUAAUGAAUUGCAAAUUUAAAAAAAAAUCGAGAACAAACAAAUGUUUAUAGAGAACAAUCAAGAACAAAUGGCGAACUAACGAUGCAAUAAAAAAAAUUAAAAAAUAAAAAUAAAAAAAUCUGGGGGCUAACUUUCUUGAGCUAGCGCCCGCCAUUAUUUGACAGGAGGAUCAUUUUAUCUACACAAAUAAAAGGGAAUAAUGACACUGUCAAAAAAGCGUUCUCUUUGUAAUUGGUAUACUAUAGAAUUAAUAAUUAUUCUGUCUUUUACAACUUACUUGCUCAAAAAACAUGAGGAAGAAUAGAUUUAACUUAUAGAUUCCUAUUUCUAAUAACGGUAUCCUGUACGGUUUUUAAUUAACAUAAAAAGAUAUAUUAACAUAAGAAGAUUACCACCAAGGAAUUUGCAAUUAUUGCCCACAAUGGAUAGGUAGAAGCUGAAUGAUCAAACCGUUUUGGAAGGGCUAUUGCUCAAUACUUUUGUCUCACUUUAAUCCUUAAGAGAAAAUGAGACGAAAUAUGUAGCUCUAUUUCAACAUGGGCACUAGGCGCCAUUUUGUUUUGUUUUCUCGAAAAUGUGUUCUCCUGACUAUGGACUUGUUUGGUCUUGGCUUGUAAGCGCUUGUUUUGUAAAAACCAACUUACCCAACUAGUAUUAUAAAUAACUAUUACCACCCACAUUUUGUUUAUCACCCGAAUGUUUUGAGAUUUUGGCCAUUUCUACGUCUUUGACUAAACAUUUAGACUAACUGAUCAGUCAUGAUGACCUCUGCGAGCAGGCCAAGUGUUAUCAAUUAUACGCCGUGUGAUAAAUAAACUGGCAAAAUAUGAAUUAUUUAUUCAUUAUCGCUACGUUUUAAGGUCAGCACAUAAUAUCUGAGUCAAAAUCGCUUCACUUUAGAACCAACGAGAUCUUUGUACGUUGUAGAUUAUGUUUUAAAACGUAUGAUCUAGCGAACCUCUUUUCACAAAUGGAAGAGUCUUAAAAUGUAAACUGCACGUUUGGCCCGAGUUAGUGAAUCUCUUAUAACAUUAUGUAAAUCUGCUGUAGAAGGGUGUUGGUGCUUUAUAAAUGGAAUAGUCUUCAUCUGAUAUAUUUAUUGCUUAUAGUAAAAUCAAUCUUGUGUGUGUUUUUAACAUUAAGCAGUUACUACACUGUCUCUGGACCUCGCUGGAACGUGAAGCGCCCUCCCGUUACUCUUUCACUCCCACGCGCUCGUCCUGUUGCGUCAGUACGGUUUGCAGUUUUAUAAUCGUUAUGUACAUGUCAUGAUAUUUUCAUACUAUCACUGUUUUGUUUCCCAUAUUUUCAUUUUUACGAUUUGACUUUUGUUGUUAAUAGUUCUGUAGUUUCUGUUGUUGUGUGUCGCUACUGUCGGAUAAAAUAAAUACUUUUCUUACUUAAUCCAGGUUCUUUCAUUGAUUUUUCAUAAUAAUAAUAAUAAUAAUCGGCAUCACAACACGAUACCUUUACAUCAUUAAAUUAUACAGAUAAAAUAAAUCGUAGUUUAUUUAUUAAUAAUAAUAUUCUAGUGAUGCUUGUUUUACACACCGUAACAAAGAUAUGAUAUGACGUCAUCAACGUCAUGUCCAGAGGUAAUGUAACCGGGUAGUAGGUGAUAGAGCUGAGACUCCACGCAUUAUUUUGUGUAAAUUCCACCAAAUUACCAUGACGAUUAAUGGUAGGGGAUGUUUGAUGACUGGCUGUGACACAUACUGUGGCGACCCAUACUUUGGCAACCCAUACUGUGGCGACCCAUACUGUGACGACCCAUACUGGGGCGACCCAUAAUGUGGCAAGUCAUACUGUGACGACCAUGCUUAACUCGAGCCGUACUGAAAUGAAUGUGAGUUGAGAACAAUUUUACAUUUACCCACCUACGUAUUAUUUGUUAUUUACUAGAGAUGCUUAAAUGAUUUAUACGUCUAAAUAAACUGUGAUAGCUGUGAAAACGUCGAGAAGAAAGUUGAGAGUAAAGUGUCAUACAAAUCGCGCGUAUAAGCGUAUAUCGCUUGUCACGCACACUAAAGUAAUAAACCUGGCCUGUUUUCAUCGGUUGUCUAACAGUAAGAGACUCUAUCUAGACGUAUAAAUUAUCUCAGCUUAGAUGUUACACUAUUUUAUGAACACCAACAUAGAACAGAGAGAUUUUUUAAGUCGUUUUCGUGUUCUAAAUAUUCUUUGGUGCUAUUUUGUUUUCGUGAGAUUUAGAACUGAUAUUUUGCAGUCGAAAAAUGCAUAAGUGAAUCGUAUUUUAUACUUUAGUAUAUAUACUUACUUACCUGUACUACCAUAUGCUACUAAUUUACUUUAAUAUUGUGAACAAAAUUCGAUAGUGGAUUGGGCGAAGAUGGAUUAUCGUAGCCGAGAGUAAUACAAAACGAGUGUUGUUACCGGAUAUAGUUAUUAUAGACUUACAUUAAUACUAACGUAUAGACGACCUGACACGUUGCUAAUGUGAUACUUAUCUUGAUUUAUGAAUGUGUGCGUUAGGUCAUUUAAUAUUCAAAAUAAGAAGGAGCUAAUUCCAAGCGUGACUUGUCAAUCAAAGUCAAUAACAGUAAGUUCAGGGGCUUCCAUUAAUUACGUCAUGUAUUUCUGAGACCUUGUCAACCCCCCUCCCCCUUGGUGAGAUAUUCCUCAACUCCCUCCCCCACCCCUAAUCACGCGAGACUCUUCAAAAUUUAUGUUUUGGCUAGCCAGCUGGACAGCCGUCCAAGAAUGUGAGAUUGGAAAGAUUUAGCUUGAUCCCCCAGAACACCUUACAUAAUUAACGGACGCCCCUUACAGUAACAAUAGUUUCAUUUUCUAUCUUUGUUGUAUGUCUGUUACAGAUGUUCUUCUUUCUCGCACGCUGUGUUUGUCUAUACGAUAGUAUAUUGUACGUCUACGGAUAUAACUGAUGUUUUACAAUAGUUGUCAAACAUGUUAAAAUUUUCCAUGUUAUGUUAAGUAGGUUAAGUUAUCUAAAUAAAUGAGUGGAACUGGUAGAUGUUAUUAUAAGAUCAUAGUGUGUGUGAAUGUAAAAUUUAACGUUAUGAUUUCACGGAAUAAUAAAAAUUUUGGGCUUGAAAA